This is a messenger RNA of Rhododendron vialii, 3536 nucleotides long. RefSeq names its product dynamin-related protein 3B-like. The transcript is spliced from 20 exons. Gene Ontology annotation, molecular function: GTP binding; microtubule binding; GTPase activity. Lineage: Eukaryota; Viridiplantae; Streptophyta; Magnoliopsida; Ericales; Ericaceae. Gene Ontology annotation, cellular component: membrane; microtubule; cytoplasm. The record is from RefSeq and is a predicted model, not a curated record. The coding region runs from base 22 to 2664 and encodes 880 amino acids.
AAAAGAGACUGGAUUCUGUAUAUGAAUGUAUGUACGCAUAGGAGCUCUCCAGCAACAUAUUCUCUGUCUUGCUUGCUUGGGCACCACGAGAAACGCUCCCUCAAGGCCUCAAACUCCACGCUCUCUCUCCCGUACUUUCUCUCCUCCACCGCUAAACAACUCUUUCUCCACCGACCUCCAACCCUCACCUCGUCCAUGGCCGCCGACGAACCACUCGCACCUUCGUCCCAACCCUCUUCUCCUCCUCCGUCCCCAAACGCGCCCCCGCUGGGCUCCUCUGUGAUCCCAAUUUCUAACAAGCUCCAGGACAUAUUCGCCCAGCUCGGCAGCCGGUCGACGAUGGAGCUUCCCCAGGUGGCGGUCGUCGGGAGCCAGAGCAGCGGCAAGUCGAGCGUCCUCGAGUCCCUCGUCGGCCGCGAUUUCCUGCCCAGGGGCUCGGAUAUCUGCACGCGGCGGCCGCUGGUGCUUCAGCUGUUGCAGACCAACCGGAAUUAUUCCGGUGGAUCGGUGGAGGAGUACGGGGAGUUUUUGCACUUGCCUGGGAAGAGGUUUUACGAUUUCGCUGAGAUUCGCAAGGAAAUUCAGGCUGAGACUGAGAGGGAAGCAGGAGGGAACAAGGGUGUUUCUGACAAGCAGAUUCGUUUGAAGAUUUAUUCACCAAACGUUCUUGACAUCACACUUGUGGAUUUGCCUGGUAUAACAAAGGUUCCUGUUGGUGACCAACCUUCUGACAUUGAAGCAAGGAUUAGAACAAUGAUAAUGUCAUAUAUUAAACUCCCAAGCUGCUUGAUAUUAGCUGUUACACCAGCAAAUGCUGAUUUAGCAAAUUCAGAUGCUCUCCAGAUCGCUGGAAAUGCUGAUCCUGAUGGUCAUAGAACAAUUGGUGUAAUCACAAAGUUGGACAUUAUGGAUAGAGGUACAAAUGCUCGCAAUUUUUUGCUUGGAAAAGUUAUUCCUCUUCGGCUUGGUUACGUGGGCGUUGUGAAUCGCAGUCAAGAGGACAUUAUGCUUAACCGGAGUAUCAAGGAUGCCCUUGUGGCUGAGGAAAAGUUCUUUCGGAGUCACCCAGUGUAUAGCGACAUUGCGGACCGCUGUGGCAUCCCCCAGUUGGCAAAGACGCUGAACCAGAUUCUCGUUCAACACAUCAAGGCAAUACUUCCAGGGCUGAAAUCACGCAUAAGUGCUGCACUGGUUUCUGUCGCAAAGGAGCACACUAGCUACGGAGAAAUCACUGAAUCAAAGGCUGGUCAGGGAGCUCUUCUUCUGAACAUUUUGUCAAAGUACUCCGAAGCACUUUCGUCAAUGAUAGAGGGGAAAAGUAAAGAAAUGUCAACAUCUGAGCUUUCUGGUGGUGCAAGGAUCCAUUACAUUUUCCAGUCAAUAUAUGUGAAGAGUUUGGAGGAAGUAGAUCCAUGUGAGGGUUUGACUGAUGAUGAUAUACGUACUGCAAUUCAGAAUGCAACUGGGCCUAAAUGCGCAUUAUUUGUACCAGUGGUUCCAUUUGAAGUUCUUGUGCGAAAGCAAAUAGCUCGUCUAUUAGAUCCAAGCCUCCAAUGUGCUAGGUUUAUCUAUGAUGAGUUAAUUAAGAUGAGCCAUCUCUGUAUGGUCAAUGAAAGACAGAGGUUCCCUGUUUUGAGAAAGCGCAUGGAUGAUGUCGUUGGGAACUUUUUACGAGAUGGCCUUCAACCUUCACAAACAAUGAUUGGGCACCUUAUUGAAAUGGAGAUGGACUACAUCAAUACUUCACAUCCAAAAUUUGUUGGUGGGAAUAAAGCUAUGGAGAUAGCUUUGCAACAGAUCAAGUCCAAUAGUGUAGCUGCAUCCACGAGCCAGAAGGAUGCGGAUCCAGAAAAGGUACCAACAACUGAAAGAAGUCUUAAAUCUCGUGCUUUUCUUUCCAGAUCUGGAAAUGGAAUUGUCCCUGAGCAGGGAGCUCGGCCUGUUUUACAUGUUGAGAGAACCACAUCAUCUGCCAACACAAAUGGGUCAAGUUGGGGUUUUUCAUCUAUUUUUGGUGGUACCGAAGGUCGGGUGUCUAUGAAAGAGAACUCAACAAACAUGUCAUUCAGUGAACCUGUUCAGAGCUUCGAGCAUGCUGUCUCUAUGAUUCAUUUGAGAGAGCCGCCAACCAUCUUGAGAUCGUCAGAAACCCAUUCAGAUCAUGAGGGUAUGGAAAUAGCAGUCACUAAACUGCUGUUGAAGUCAUACUAUGACAUUGUUAGAAAGAACAUAGAGGAUUCUGUUCCCAAAGCAAUUAUGCACUUCCUGGUAAACCAUACAAAAAGAGAGCUGCACAAUGUCUUCAUUAAAAAACUCUACAGAGACAACCUGUUUGAAGAGAUGUUGCAAGAACCUGAUGAGGUGGCAAUGAAGAGAAAGCACACAAGGGAGACACUCCGUGUUCUUCAGCAGGCUUUCCGGACAUUGGAUGAAUUGCCACUUGAAGCCGAGACAGUUGAGAGGGGCUAUAGCCUGAGUACUGAUCCAACUGGCUUGCCAAAAUCAUCUUGGUAUUCCACAAGCAGAGGUUCAACUGAAACCUACACAACUAUUCCUGAAAACCACAAGUCUCAUAAGUCAUCUGACUCUGGGGAGCUAUGCUCGCCUUUUUAUCCUAAUGCAGAUUCCAAUGGCAUUGGACACAAUUCCAAUCUGGGACUUUAACCGUACUGUUGAUCCUUAAACCAUUUGAAGGAAUGCGAGGGAUGCACUUUGCUUUUCAUCCUCGACAUUCUUGCUAGACAUACAGAGACAUUCGUUCUGGGCCAACUCAAUCAGAGUCCUUUGUAAUCCCUCCUCAAAUCCAUGAUACAAACACAGCCCAAGAGAGCUGCAAGUCAGAUGUUCAAGAUUGCCUUGGCCAGCAUGUUCGUCGCUUAUGAUCUGGUUGGAAAUAUUGUUGGUUACAAGUGCUGCGAUAUUUCAUCUUAUAGAGCUCCAAGAGGUAUAAAGGGAGCAGUGGAAACCAUCCUAUAUCCCAUUCUUAGAGCUUAGUUUCUCGAGGUUCAUAGUUUGGGGAGUGACAGCAGGUUUUCGUUUUUGUUGCUGAAUUUCCUGUUGUUGCUAUUUAGAGGAUAGAAAUGAAUCAGAACUUCUAUUAUUAGCUGGUGAAGGUUAGGGUAUAUUAUGCUAUCGAGUUUAGGUAGUUCUCCAAUUGAUAACAAUCUUUCAUGAUUAUUUUUGCCAUCAUUUUCUACCAUUGGGCUGAAGGAACUCUGCAAAUGGAAGAAGUCGAUUAGGUAUAUUGAGAUCUCUACAAAUAGUUUUGGGGAAUCUCAUAUUGUAAUCUUUAUUUGGUAUAUUCUGCACUCUCCUUUUUUAUGAAUUCACUCCAUUUCCUUUCUUUAAUUAAAUUCCAAAAAAUGGCAAAAAGACAGGAAAAUGGAGUGCAUUCAAUAAAACAUGAAGUGUGAAUAAUUUCCUUUACUGGAUUAUAUUUUAGUUCCGUAGGGUUGGGCCAGCACGAUAAAGAUCAUGUUGUAUUGUGCAAUGAGCAUUGCUAGGAAUACAACUUUAGCGUACAGAUUCAGAUAGAA